UCUUUGCCGCCUCGACUUGUCCUCCAAUCCAGUUUGCCAACGCAGUUACCAUCAGUGGGAAGCCUGGGAACUACACAUACAGCGGCCCCUUGUUGAUGAUCCUGGAAAUAAUAGCUGACCACAUUGGACGAUGCUUCAAGUACACCAGAGCGCCGCUGCCUUACGGCCAGUCCCAGCCCAACGGGUCCUGGACGGGCACCCUCGGCCUGGUGCAGAGAAACGAAUUUGACUUUCUCGCCUCGUUCAUCACGCUGUCGCCUGAGAGGAUGGCUGCCCUGGACCCCAGCACGUACAUCAUCCUGGACGAGAUGACCGCCGUGUAUGUCCGGCCAGGCGUCGAGCCCGACGUGGCAGGCUUCGUCAAGCCCUACACUGCCGGGGUGUGGCUGCUGGUGCUGUUCACCGGCCUCUUCGUGUUCGCGGCGGGCGUGAUCGUCCUGCGGUGCUCCGGCCGCCCCGCCCCACCAAGUUCCACCCGCGACGCACCACUGGCUGCCGAUGUUCCCCGGGACGCUGCGGCCGACGGUUCAGACGCCGCCGAGGCCGAGGCCGCGGGUUGGCUGGCCGCGGCUCGGCGGGCAUCGCUGUGGACCUGGUCAACCAUGCUGGCCCACAGUGUUCCUUGGGAGCCGUCUAGCGACAGGGCGCGGGUGGUGCUGGGCCUGUGGCUGCUGGCCGUCUUCACGCUGGGCUCCGUGUACUGCUCCAACCUGAAGGCCAUGCUCAUCCUCCCGAAGAUUAACCUGCCAUUCGACAGCCUGGAGCAGCUCGGCGACACGUCCAUUCGCACCCUUGUGUUUCAGGAUUCGCUGAUUCAUCGUCAGAUAGAAGACUCAGACAUUAACUCUAAUCUUGGCCGCCUCCGUGACCAACUCGUGGUCAUGCCUGUGGAACAAAGAGGACUGGCCUUCGCACACCUGAUGAGCGGAAGGGCUGCCGGCAUUUCCUUUUACCAGGGAAUUAUUUUUGGCCUUCACCAAGAUUAUUCGGUAAAUGGCAAGUGCAAUUUGUACAUCCUGUCCCGCGGCUUCCUGGGACCCACGGCCCUCACCCUGGCCUUCCCCAAGGGCUCACCGCAUAAGGCAAAGUUCGACCGCGUCAUCGUCGGCCUGCGAGAGUCGGGCAUUCUGGGUAAGCUGUUUUUUAACGGCGUGAGCAAUGCCUCCGAGUGCACCAAACCUGUGAGUUCGUCGCUGGCUAACGCUGAGCAGCGCCCACUCGAACUGGCGGACUUUUACGGCGUCCUGUCGCUCUACGCUGCUGGUAUGAUCAUGUCUUUUGGAGCGUUUGCGGCAGAGAUGAUGGUACGGCCGGGCAAGCGCCGCAGAUCUUAGCGACCCAGAUAUUAAUAGCCCGCCAGAGUGAACUUUGUCCUCAGGUUUAUUGUUGCAAAAGUACACAGCAAAGGAGGGAGGAACAUAUGCAGUGAUACGUCUAGGAAUGUGGAGUAUGGCUUCAAAUAAUGUUUCAGUAGGAUAUGCCAUUAAAGGCGACAUCUUUGGUGAUAUAUUCAGGACAUCGAAUGUAGUUUUCACGCAGUUGUGUAAUGAGGAAUAUUGACCAAGUACUUGAUCUUUUUCUUUCCCUUAAAGCUUAAAAUUACUUGAACACACCACUGAUCUCUAAUAUGAAUGAAAUCUAGAAGGAAAAAAAUAAAGGAAGAGGAGGAAGGAGACGGAAACCUAAAUAAAGAAAAGAAAGAAGGAAAAGAAAGAAAUUGAGGAGAGGAAAAAAAGGAAGAGAAAGAAGGUUAUAUGAGAUUGAUUGAUU
Eriocheir sinensis (Chinese mitten crab) is the source of this 1770-nucleotide messenger RNA. RefSeq names its product glutamate receptor ionotropic, delta-1-like. The record is from RefSeq and is a predicted model, not a curated record. NCBI's taxonomy places the organism in Eukaryota, Metazoa, Arthropoda, Malacostraca, Decapoda, Varunidae. The transcript has 11 exons. Bases 96 to 1334 code for a protein of 412 amino acids. Gene Ontology annotation, molecular function: ligand-gated monoatomic ion channel activity. Gene Ontology annotation, cellular component: membrane.